Otolemur garnettii (small-eared galago) is the source of this 1267-nucleotide messenger RNA. It is a transcript of the gene DEGS1, whose product is annotated as delta 4-desaturase, sphingolipid 1. Gene Ontology annotation, biological process: ceramide biosynthetic process. Gene Ontology annotation, cellular component: membrane. Gene Ontology annotation, molecular function: sphingolipid delta-4 desaturase activity. Lineage: Eukaryota; Metazoa; Chordata; Mammalia; Primates; Galagidae. Bases 60 to 1031 code for a protein of 323 amino acids. The transcript is spliced from 3 exons. The record is from RefSeq and is a predicted model, not a curated record.
GCUUAGGGAAGCCGGGCUGGGAGCGAGAACAGGGAGCGGAACCGCGAGCCGCCGCCGCCAUGGGGAGCCGUGUUUCGCGGGAGGACUUCGAGUGGGUCUACACCGACCAGCCCCACGCAGAUCGGCGCCGGGAAAUCCUGGCCAAGUAUCCUGAGAUAAAAUCCUUGAUGAAACCUGAUCCCAACUUGAUAUGGAUUAUAAGUAUGAUGAUUCUCACCCAGUUGGUUACUUUUUACUUAGUAAAAGACUUGGACUGGAAAUGGGUCAUAUUUUGGGCAUAUGCCUUUGGCAGUUGUGUUAACCACUCAAUGACUCUGGGUAUUCAUGAGAUUUCUCACAAUAACGCCUUUGGCCACAACAAAGCCUUGUGGAAUCGCUGGUUUGGAAUAUUGGCUAACCUUCCUAUUGGGAUUCCAUAUUCAAUUUCCUUUAAGAGGUAUCACAUAGAUCAUCAUCGAUACCUCGGAGCUGAUGGCAUUGAUGUAGACAUUCCUACUGAUUUUGAGGGCUGGUUCUUCUGUACCACUUUCAGAAAAUUUGUGUGGAUUAUUUUUCAGCCUCUCUUUUAUGCUUUUCGACCUCUGUUCAUCAACCCCAAACCAAUUACUCAUCUGGAAAUUAUCAAUACAGUGGUUCAGAUUACUUUUGACAUUAUGAUUUACUACUUUUGCGGAAUUAAAUCUUUAGUCUACAUGUUGGCAGCAUCCUUACUUGGUCUGGGUCUGCACCCAAUUUCUGGACAUUUUAUAGCAGAACAUUACAUGUUCUUAAAGGGACAUGAAACUUACUCAUAUUAUGGGCCUCUGAAUCUAUUGACCUUCAAUGUCGGUUAUCAUAAUGAACAUCAUGACUUCCCCAACAUUCCUGGGAAAAGCCUUCCACUGGUGAGGAAAAUAGCACCUGAAUACUACGACAACCUCCCCCACUACAAUUCCUGGAUAAAAGUACUGUAUGAUUUUGUGAUGGACGAUACAGUAAGUCCCUACUCAAGAAUGAAGAGGCAUCAAACAGGGCAGGUGGAGCUGGAGUAAAUGUCUUUAUACCCAAAGAAAUUCUUUGAAGCAUCAAAAUAGGCGAUAAAGUGGAAUUCUCACAUUAUAAAAGCUAGGACCAGUAAUGCUUUACAGAGUCAGCCUGUCUCUGUAGUGCUCAGCUUUACUCAUAGGAAAUAUGUAUUAUCUAUCAUCUUUGUGGAUCCCUUCACCCAUGUCUGUCAUCUUGUAAGCAUAUCAUUAAAGAAGGCUUUCAAAAAGCCAUUUCUAGCACA